Molecule: messenger RNA, 1167 nt
Organism: Dentiscutata erythropus
Lineage: Eukaryota; Fungi; Glomeromycota; Glomeromycetes; Diversisporales; Gigasporaceae
Source: the annotation of a GenBank genome assembly
AUGGACAUGCAAUACAUUUUACUUCAUAAAAAUUUUCAGUCUCAUACUCAGGGUAUAGAAGUAUCUACUGGUCCUCUUGGUCAAGGUUUUUUCAAUGCCGUUGGAUUGGCCAUGGCUCAGGCUUAUGAUUGGCAUACACAAUAUUUACCUAAUGGUGAUGACGAUUUAGAUGAAAAAUUUUUCCAUGUACCAGAUGAGGUUUAUGAAUAUGGUAAACGUUUUUGUGAAAGGGGCGCUAAAGCAGAAGCAGAGUGGAAUCAACUUUUGGAAAAGUUCUCCAGUAAAUUACCGGCCAAUUGGGAAAGCCAUUUACCUACCUCGCUAUACCCCAUCCGAUCCUGCCCUUGCUAUCAAAAAAUUGUCUUGAAUAAGAUCUGCGAUGUACUUCCAGAACUCAUUGGUGGCUCUGCAGAUCCAACAGGUUCUAACUUAACAAGGUGGAAGACUGCCACCGAAUUUCAAGCUGAUUCUACGGGAUUGGGUACAUAUAGUGGACGAUAUGGGGUUCGUGAACAUGCUAUGUCUGCUGCUAUGAAUGGUCUUGCUGCCUACGGUGGUAUAAUUCCAUUCGGGGGUUCAUUCUUGAACUUUAUUAGCUAUGGUUUGGGUGCUGUUCGUUUAUCAGCACUUUCAUCACUUCGUGUAAUCUAUAUAAUGACUCAUGAUUCCAUCGGUUUGGGUGAAGAUGGGCCAACUAAUCAACCCAUUGAAACUGCUGCUGGUCUCCGUGCAUUGCCGAAUCUUCUAUUUUUAAGACCUGCUGAUGGAAACGAAGUUUCCGGUACAUAUGUUAUCGCGAUCAAAAACCUUGAACGUCAUUCAGUACUUGCUCUUUCGCGUCAUAAUGUUCCUAAUUUAGAAGGUUCCUCAAUUGAAGGCACAGUUAGAGGAGGAUAUAUAUUAAAAGAUUGUCAUGAUGCACAAAUUAUCUUAACAGGCACAGAAGUUUCAAUUGCUGUUGAUGCUGCAAAUUUAUUAGAAAAGAGGGCAUUAAAGUAUGCACACGCAAAUUUAGGUAUGGAAUCCUUUGGCUCUUCCGGUCCUUACAAGGAAUUGUAUAAAAAAUAUGGUUUAACUCCUGAGAAUGCUGCAGAUAAAGCCAAACAAAUGAUAGAAUUUUAUAAAGUUCAUCCUGUUCAUUCACUUAUUAACAAACCAUUUAAAUAA